Molecule: messenger RNA, 1395 nt
Organism: Eremothecium sinecaudum
Lineage: Eukaryota; Fungi; Ascomycota; Saccharomycetes; Saccharomycetales; Saccharomycetaceae
Gene: SMF3
Product: putative divalent metal ion transporter SMF3
Exons: 1
Coding region: 1-1395 (464 amino acids)
Biological process (GO): intracellular manganese ion homeostasis; iron ion transport
Cellular component (GO): plasma membrane
Molecular function (GO): cadmium ion transmembrane transporter activity; manganese ion transmembrane transporter activity
Source: RefSeq, a predicted model, not a curated record
AUGCUAAACAUUUGGAAGUUUUUGCAGUUCAUAGGUCCAGGCAUAAUGGUCUCUGUGGCCUAUAUGGAUCCUGGUAAUUAUUCCACUAGUGUAGCGGGUGGCGCUCAGUUCAAAUAUGAGUUGUUAUUCUCAAUAUUUGUUUCGAAUUUAUUUGCGAUAGUAUUACAAUGCCUUUGUGUGAAGUUGGGUACUGUUACUGGCUUAGAUCUUGCUGAAAAUUGCCGUCGUCACCUUCCCCGUAAGCUUAACUACGCUUUGUUCGGUUUUGCAGAGUUUGCUAUUAUUGCAACCGACUUAGCUGAAGUUGUUGGUACUGCCAUCGCAUUAGAAAUCUUAUUUGGGAUUCCUUUGACGUUUGGUGUUCUCCUAACUGUGCUGGAUGUGCUAUUUAUUUUAAUAUUCUAUCGUCCAGAGAAGCACUCCAUGAAGCAAGUUAGGAUGUUCGAAACGUUUGUUAGUGUCUUUGUGGGUGCAACAUUGGUCUGCUUUGUUUUAGAACUUUCAAAGUUGACUAUUGUUAGUAAGUGGGAGCUUUUCCGUGGGUUUAUGCCAAGUAAAGUUGUAUUUAAGGAACAGCAAGCGAUGUACAUAUCACUGGGUAUCUUAGGGGCGACAGUUAUGCCGCAUUCAUUGUACCUAGGCUCAUCACUUGUCAAGCCGAGAUUGCACGACUAUGAUAUCAAGAAAUAUGGGAAAGUGAGGAGCACGGGGCCAUCUUUGGCUGCUGUGAAGUACACACUUAAUGUCUCAUAUGUUGAACUGAUUAUAUCUUUGUUUUUUAUUGCUACAUUUGUUAACUCCGCGAUAUUGAUUGUUGCUGGCGCAACCUUGUAUGGUGAAGCAGAUGCAGGUGACGCAGAUUUAUUGACAAUUUAUCAGUUGUUGUGCAAGAACAUAACUCCAGCAGCAGGCUUGAUAUUUGCACUUGCAAUGCUAUUCAGUGGACAAUCUGCUGGUGUAAUUUGUACGAUGUCAGGACAGAUUGUGUCAUCAGGGUUUUUAAACUGGACUAUCGACCCAUGGAAGACUAGAUUAUGCACAAGAAUGUUAGCAAUUGUGCCGUGCCUACUUGCCACAAUAUUUAUGGGAUCCAAAGGUAUUGCAAGUAUGCUUAACUUCUCUCAGGUGGUACUAUCGCUGCUUCUUCCCAUCGUUUCUGCCCCAUUAUUAUAUUUUACUGCCAACCGGAAGAUUAUGACUGUUUCUGAUUUCAGUAAUAGUUUAUAUAUUGAGUCAGAUGAGCAUACUUCAUUGGUUGUAAAUAAAGAAACAGAGAAGGACUAUACCAAUAGUAGUUGGCUAACCGCAACUGCAGUUGGCAUUUGGAUUAUCAUUAGCUCGCUAAACUCCUACUUAGUGUUUUCGUUUCUUAUGGGCGCGGAUGUUCAUUUUUGA